Molecule: messenger RNA, 19515 nt
Organism: Cryptotermes secundus
Lineage: Eukaryota; Metazoa; Arthropoda; Insecta; Blattodea; Kalotermitidae
Gene: ft
Product: cadherin-related tumor suppressor
Exons: 17
Coding region: 83-15442 (5119 amino acids)
Biological process (GO): calcium-dependent cell-cell adhesion; homophilic cell-cell adhesion; cell-cell junction assembly
Cellular component (GO): plasma membrane; adherens junction; catenin complex
Molecular function (GO): calcium ion binding; cadherin binding
Source: RefSeq, a predicted model, not a curated record
AAUGAUGUGUGGGGGCUAAAACAUGCGACUUCUGUGUAUUAUCAGCGAGAGAAGGACCGCGUUGUGAACAUCGGUGAAUGCAAUGAUGGUGCGGCCGUGGUGUUGGUACCUGCUGGUCCACGUGGCCGCCGCUACUGUAUCAGUGCAGGGCCAGCAACUCGGCGAGAUGCAGUCUCGUGCUGUCGACACGAGGGUCACCCUAGAAAUACUGGAGGGUCAGCCCCGUGGCACUGUUGUUGGCACCAUCCCAAUAAAACCAAACUUUACUUACCGUUUUAACGAACCGCCAAGGGAAUUCACUCUCGAUUCGAACACAGGAGAAAUCCACACAACGGUCGUGUUGGACCGUGAAUCUUUACGAAACGAUAGGUAUGACCUCGUUGUGCUAUCCAGUCAGCCCACAUACCCAAUCGAAGUGCGUAUUGUUGUUAUAGAUGUAAACGAUAACACGCCUGAAUUCCCGGAGCCCAGCAUAGCGGUUACUUUCUCCGAAAGCGCGGCGGCCGGCACACGGCUAUUGUUGGACACGGCGAGUGACCGCGAUUCGGGAACAAAUGGUGUGUCUGAUGACUAUCGGAUAGUUGCCGGCAACAGAGAUGAUAAAUUUCGGCUUGUAGUCACUGCAAAUCCCAGCGGCGAAAUCACAUAUCUCCAUUUAGAAACAACAGGGAAAUUGGACAGAGAAACCAGGGCUUUUUAUCAGCUGAACAUAUCUGCAAGAGACGGUGGAGACCCCCCGAGAUACGGCUACCUUGAGGUCAAUGUAACCAUUCUGGAUGUAAACGAUAACCCGCCCAUCUUCGACCACAGCGAUUACAUAGUAUCUCUGAAUGAAAGUGUGCCUCCCGGAACUCCUGUCCUUCAAGUCAUGGCAACCGAUAGUGACGUGGGUGAUAAUGCCAAGAUCACAUAUUAUCUAGCAGACACGGAGAGGCAGUUCGGGGUCGAUCCUGAGACUGGCGUCAUAUCCACGACAGAGACACUAGACUGUCCCCAACAGAGUUGUCCCCAGCUGCCAACAAGACCUUCUGGAGGGGGCGGCUGUCCCAAGAGCUGUGUGUUUACCGUGUUUGCUCGGGAUCACGGAUCACCAAGACAAGACGGUCGAACUUACGUCACUGUCAAUCUUGUGGACGCAAAUGAUCACGAUCCUGUAAUAAGGUUCCGAUAUUUCCCCUCUACAGCUGGUUUUGCUACCGUGGACGAGAACGCUGUGAAUGGUUCUGUUGUGGCGGCAGUGUCAGUUGUUGACCUUGACGAGGGGUUGAAUGGUGAUACCACGGUGGAAAUAAAGGCCGGAAAUGAGCUGGGCCACUUUCGUCUGGAUUACACCCCUAGUUUUGACAUCGUCCGUGUUCAUGGGGUACUGGACCGAGAAGAGGUGAACAAAUACAACCUGACGGUCGUAGCAAGAGAUAAAGGUCAGCCGCCACGGACAGCAACCGCCUUCCUCGUGAUACACGUGAACGACGUCAAUGACCACGAACCAGUGUUCGAGAAGAGUGAGUAUUCCGCGGUUCUUAGCGAACUGGCUCCUCCAGGGACGUACGUUGCUGGCAUAACGGCAACAGACGAGGACACGGGAGUCAACGCUCAGAUUUAUUACGCCUUUGUGUCCGGCAACGAGCAUCGCUGGUUCGAGAUGGAUGUGAACUCGGGCCUGAUAACGACUCGGGCUCCACUAGACCGGGAAGUGCAGGAUACAGUGGAGCUCAGGAUUUCAGCCAGAGACGGAGGUCCGAAUCCUAAGUGGGCUUACACACAGUUGAAAGUGACAAUCCUCGAUGAAAAUGACGAGAAACCGGUCUUCUCAGAGGAGCGUAUCAACGUGUCCCUUUCGGAAAGCACUGCACCAGACACACUUGUCGCCAUGUUGACCGCAUCUGACCACGACCAAGGAACUAAUGGCAGUGUUACGUAUAAGCUUGUGGAACGCUAUCCUGGCGUAUUUGCUUUGGAUUCUCUGACAGGCCAGCUCACAACUCGGACUGUCCUCGAUAGGGAGACAGUGCCAGGCUAUGAGAUCCAUGUGAUAGCCCGUGAUCAGGGAGUUCCUCCACAGUCCGCUACAGCUACAGUCUUUCUUUCCGUCCUGGAUAUCAACGACAACAGUCCUGAGUUUUAUCCACAGCUAUACUUUGCGUCUGUGCCAGAAAAUCUUCCUGUUGGCUCUUCUAUUCUCCAAGUUACGGCAACUGACCGUGAUGAUAAGGAGCAUGCUGUUAUCAGGUUCGCUCUGCAGGAUACUGGAGAGAUGAGAGACAUGUUUGGUGUCAACGAGUCGACAGGUGUGUUGACUCUGAAAGCAUCGCUUAUGGAGACGCAGAACGCCUUGUUCAAGCUCGUAAUAACGGCGAUGGACGGUGGAGACAGGAAAGCGCUCAAGGAUGCAGAAGUAGAGAUCGUUAAGGAGAGCAGAAUGGAAGAACUGGAGUUUGAGUCGUACAGUGGCUACGAGUUCCAGAUCGCCGAGGAUUAUGGUGACAGGGCACCAUCGAUAGGCAGAGGAGUCGGUCGCGUUCAGGUGAGGUCAAGGGGCUUAGGAACUGGGAUGGCAGCAGUACGAUAUUCCAUCGUGUACGGCGACCCUCACAAGAGCUUCAGGAUCGACGAAAGUUCUGGGGUUAUAACAACAGCAAGUAGAAUCGACAGAGAACAAGUGGCGGUGUAUAGCUUAUCCAUCAUAGCGAGAAGAGGCCACGCAUAUGGUAGAACAACAGUGAACAUUACAAUACAUGACGAAAAUGACAAUGCUCCAGUGUUUUCUAGAGACAAGGACGAAGUGAGAUUAGCGGAGAACGCGGCGGUAGGCCAGGAAGUGUACUUGGCACGCGCAAGGGACCGGGAUUCUGGUAUCAACAGCCGUGUAUCCUACACGCUAUCCUACAAUCCAGAUGAACAGUUUAGUAUCGCAGAGUCCACUGGAGUCAUUUACCUGAAUCGUCCAAUCCGUGUCGAACCAGGCAGCACGAUGAGCGUGGAAGUGGCUGCAACCGACGCAGGAGAACCUUCACCACUGUCGUCACGUCACGUGGUGGUAGUCACAGUGGAGGACGUGAAUGAUCAUACCCCGGUCUUCGAUCACACUUCCUACGAGACUUCUCUUCUGGAGUCGACACCUGUCAACGCUAGAUUCUUCGCAUUGGCUGCUACAGACGCUGACCUUGGUGCAAAUGGACUGGUUCAGUACGCUAUAACUGAGGGAGACGCCGACGGGAAAUUUGGGGUCUUUCCUGACGGCUACCUGUAUGUUAAGAGUUCACUGGACCGCGAAAACAGGGACUACUACUCCUUGACAGUUACUGCUAGAGAUCACGGCGAUCCUGCGAGGAGUUCCAUGGUGCCAGUCGUUGUCCAUGUCAUUGACGAGAAUGAUAAUGCUCCAGAGUUCACCAAUUCAACCUUCACGUUCCAGCUGCGUGAAAACGAACCUCCGGACUCCUUCGUCGGCAAGCUUACAGCCACAGAUCGUGAUAUGGGACGUAAUGCAGAACUGACUUUCUCCCUAGCCAAUGCGCAGAAGGACUUUGCAAUUGACCCCAAAAAUGGCUUCAUCAAGACCCUACAUGUUUUCGACAGAGAAGAACUUCUUCAGAGCACCGGUCAGAGCUACGUCACUUUGGAAGCCACCGUUACUGAUAACGGAGUUACAAGACUAAGUGACAAAGUUAAAGUGAAUGUGUACGUAACAGAUGAAAACGACAACGCUCCUAAAUUUCUCCGAACUCCAUAUAAAGUUCAGAUAUCUGAAGCAUCUCCCGUGGGCACUCAGAUAUUCAGAGUAUCCACUACGGACGCUGAUGAGGGCCUCAACGGUGACGUAUUCUAUUCAAUUAUCAGUGGCAAUGCUCAGGGACAGUUUGCUAUUGACGAGGCUACAGGUCAGAUCACUGUGGCUCGGGUUCUGGACCGAGAGGCAGCUUCACGGUACGUGCUUAGUGUUGCAGCUCAGGAUGCCGGACUGAGUGUUCGGCUCAGUGCCACAGAAACUGUUGCAGUUGACCUGCUGGACGAGAAUGAUAACGCCCCUGAGUUCACACAGACCGAAUCCCGUGUGUCCGUGCUUGAAACCACAGCCAUCAACACAAGGCUCGUACAGUUCCGUGCAUCAGACGCCGAUCUCGGUGUCAACAGCGAAGUGACUUUCUCUAUCGGAGCUGGUAAUCGUCGCGAUGCCUUCCACAUGGACCCUCUUACCGGAACCCUUUUCCUGCACAAGGCCCUGGAUUAUGAGGAACUAACCACUUACACCCUCAACAUCACAGCUUCAGACGGUGGUAAUCCUCGCCUCUCCACUACGAUAUUAUUCCACGUGGCAGUUGAAGACAGCAAUGACAACCCACCUGCCUUCCCCAACACGGCCAUUGUUCGGCAGAUCCGUGAGGGUAUUCCUGUCCACACACCCAUAGUGACUGUGGCAGCUGAGGACCCCGACUCUGGUCUCAACGGCCGGGUCAAGUACACUAUCUCCCGUCAGCAGCCAGACGACUCCAGGCGACAUUUCGGCAUAAACCCAGCCACUGGCGUGAUCCACACCCUGCUGCCUAUUGAUCGCGAGUCGGUCGAUACUUUCCGGCUCCUCGUCGUGGCGACAGACCAAGCGCUUCCGGAGAACACGCGCCUCUCGGCCGAGAAGCUCGUAACAGUGAUCGUAGAGGACAUCAACGAUAACGCCCCUCUGUUCGUGUCGAUGAGUGCCGCCCUGCUACCUCGUACUGGCCUGCACGUAAUGCAGAUACUGGCUCGGGACCUGGAUUCCAGCACCAACGGAUUAGUCACCUACGAACUCGUCAGCGGGGACACCGACCUCUUCCGUUUGCACCGCAGUUCCGGUGCUCUGUCGCUGAAGACGACCAUAGCGUCGCCGGAAACCCGUUAUCACCUGCAAGUGAAAGCUACAGAUGAAGCUGUGCAGCCAGAGAGGAAGUCUACAGACGCCUACAUCACCAUCAUUGCAGGGGGAGGCGGCAGUUCGGGUGGUUUGGUGUUCGAGGGCGGGGGAGCUGCAGGGUUGGCUGGCAGUGUGUAUGAGAAUGAGCCUCCCGGCACGAGCAUUGUGACUGUGCGAGCAAAGGGACAGCCAGAUAACAGGGAGCUCGAGUAUUAUGUGGUGAACGUGACGGGAACACACGGGAGGCAGGUGGACCGUCUGUUUGACGUGGACACGAAGUUGGGCAUCCUCGCUACAGCCGCACAGCUUGACCGGGAAGCGGGUUCCGACACUUACACCGUCGAGGUCGCUGUCAUUGUAGCCAACUCGCCGACUCCCAUCACCUCCUCCACCAGGGUCAGAGUGACUGUUCUGGACAGAAACGACAGCCCGCCCUCAUUCCGUGACACUCCACUGGAGUACUCCGUGUCAGAGGACCUUCCUACUGGACAGAUGGUGGCCACGCUUAGAGCGAGUGACCCUGACACGUUGGGACAUCUUACGUACAGUCUGGUGUCCGGGGAUGACGGUCACUUUCAGCUGGACACUGCGGACACGGGUGUUCUACGGCUGAAAGAAGCCUUGGACAGAGAGGCACGUGACACCUACCGGCUGCAGAUUCGGGCGUCUGAUGGCGUACAGCACACCGAUACCGUGGUCACCAUCAAGGUCACGGAUACGAACGACAAUCCGCCCAUCUUCUCACUUGGAGCCUACUCCUUCGACGUGGCGGAGAACACGGGGCGCGGAGCUCGCGUGGGAGCCGUCACAGCCCGUGACAUGGAUGAAGGUGUCAACGGUCAAGUCAGCUACAGCGUGAUCUCGGACUGGGCUAACGAUGUGUUCUCACUGAACCCUCAGUCCGGCAUGUUCACCCUCACAGCCAGACUCGACUACGAGGAGGUGCAACAUUAUAUAUUUGUGGUGCAGGCUCAGGACUCCGGUCGCCCCAGUCUCUCCUCCACACUCACAGUGUACUUCAACGUAGUGGACCUGAACGACAAUGCUCCUCUGUUCGAUCCCAUGAGCUACAGCAAUGAAGUGUUUGAGAAUGUGACAGUUGGGACCAGCGUUGUUACCGUUAGUGCCACCGACCUGGACUCAGGCGAAAACGGAAGAAUAGUUUACAGCAUUGGUGCCGGCGACGAAGACAACGACUUCACCAUUGCGCAGAACGGAACCAUUUACACUACAAGGCUGCUGGACAGGGAAACCAAGUCUCUGUACAACCUCGUCGUGGUGGCUACUGACCAGGCUAAACUCCCACAGCAGUGCCUCUCGUCCACCGUCCAGGUGACGAUCGUACUGAAGGACGUCAACGACAUGUCGCCGGAGUUCAUCACUCCGAACGAGACUUCGGUGCCCGAAAACAUCCCCGUGAACACGGUGGUGAUGGCUGUGAAGGCCCUGGAUCGGGACGAGGGACGCAACAGCUACAUUGAGUACGCGCUCAGUGCUACUGAGCCAGGGCUGGGAACCAUGUUCUCUCUGGGGCCCGUGGACGGUCUCCUGAUGGUGUCCGGGCGUCUGGAUAGGGAGGCUCGGGCAAAUUACACCCUCGAAGUGACGGCUCGGGACAGGGGCGACCCUCCACGACAGACGAAGAAGAGAAUUCUGGUCAGAGUUCUGGACGAGAAUGACAACAGCCCUGUGUUCGAUCCCAAGCAGUACAGCGCUUCUGUGGCAGAGAACGCGAGUAUUGGCGCCAGUGUGCUUCAGGUUUCGGCAACUGAUGUGGACGAAGGCGCAAAUGGUCGAGUUCGGUAUGCGAUAUCCUCAGGUGACGAUAACAGAGACUUCACUAUCAGUGAGGACACGGGCGUGGUUCGCGUUGCCAAGAACCUGAAUUACGAGAGGAAAAGUCGCUAUAUCCUUACUGUUCGUGCCGAAGACUGCGCUGGAGGACUCCUGCUUCUAAACUCAGGCGAGGAUUCAACUGUCCGCUUCGACACGGCAUCUCUCGUCAUCACGGUGGCAGACAUUAACGAUAAUCCACCUACAUUCCUCGACUCGCCAUAUCUGGCUUACGUCAUGGAGAAUGUGAUCCCCCCUCCGAAUGGUUACGUGCUCACAGUAAGGGCUUAUGAUGCGGAUACGCCACCGUACAACGGACAAGUGAGGUACUUCAUCAAGGAAGGCGAUGCAGAUCUGUUCAGAAUUAACGCAUCGACAGGAGAGAUUACUCUUCUGAGGGCUGUGGACCGCGAGGCUCAAGCGGAAUACAUCCUCACUCUUGUCGCCAUGGACACUGGCACUCCCCCUCUGACAGGAUCAGGUACUGUGCGCGUUGUGGUCCAGGAUGUCAACGACCACAGUCCUGAGUUCGAACUGCAAGCAUACAGUGCCACAGUGAGAGAGAAUCGUCCCCCUGGAACUCCAGUUCUUCAGCCGGUCGCUACAGACAAAGACGCUGACCUCAACGCCAAGAUAAGGUACAGUCUGCUGGGUGACAAUGUGAGGCGGUUCCUUGUAGACGCAGACUCAGGCUUAAUAACAACAGCUGUGGAGCUGGACCGCGAGGAGGCGCAGAGUUAUCAUCUCACCCUGGUGGCACAGGAUUCAAGUGUGACGGAACCGCGUGCCUCAGCUGUGAACCUCACCAUCACUGUUCUGGAUGAAAAUGAUAAUGCACCACAUUUUUCCAGCGAGAGCUACAUCAUUCACGUGCCAGAUCGCACACAGCCAGGCCAGUUUGUAUUCGGCGCCAAAGCUGUGGAUGCUGAUGAGGGCUCUAACAGUAGAGUGGCUUUUUCUUUGGGUGGAGAGGACUCUUCUUUGUUUUCCAUAGACCGUGACACUGGCGUUGUAAAAGCUGCUCGAGAACUGUCAGGAGCAGGCGGACGUGGGCGAGAAUUCCGAGUGCAGCUUCGGGCUCGUGAUGGAGGCAGAGAAGCCAAGACAGCUACAGCUGAGCUCACAGUUCAACUGCGUCCUUCAGGGCUCUUCCCAAGCCUCACUGCACCUCGGGAAACCAAGUUCUCUCUUCCAGAGGAUGUUGCGGCAGGGAAGGUCAUCACACAACUUGGUGCAUCAUCCCCCAAACCACUACCAACCGGCGAGAUUCGCUUUGCUAUUGCUGGCGGCAAUGUCGGAGAUGCUUUGAGAAUUGAUCCAAAUACUGGUGAAGUACUCGUUGCAGGUGGAGGGCUGGAUUUUGAAACAGCACCUCAGUACAUCGUGUGGGUUGAAGCACAGGACUCUGAUGUCCCACCACUCCGUAGUGUCUUACAGCUUGUUAUCAAUGUGACAGAUGCUAAUGACAAUGCCCCAGUAAUGGAGAAUGCCAUGUACAAUGCCAGUAUCAUUGAGGAAGAACCUCCUCCACAGAAAGUGCUACAAGUUAGGGCCACUGAUGCUGAUUCUGGAACUAAUGGACAAGUCACAUAUCGUCUUGUAAAUGACGAGAAUGGCGCUUUUGAGAUGAACUCCGAAACUGGUGAAAUAUACACCAAUGCUCGCCUCGACAGAGAGAGUGUGUCAAGCUACCAGCUCAUUGUAGAGGCCAUGGAUCACGGUCCUCCUCAGCUCACAGGCAGUUCUACUGUUGUGGUCACAGUCCUGGACAAGAAUGACAACCCUCCACGAUUUACACGGCUCUUCAGUGUCAACGUUACAGAAAAUGCAGAACCAGGUGCUUUUGUGAUUAAGGUUACAAGUUCUGAUUUGGAUAUCGGAGAAAAUGCAAAUGCAACAUAUAGCUUCACUGAAAAUCCUGGAGAGAAAUUCUCUAUCGAUCCCACUACGGGUAACGUGACUGUUGCUGGCCCAUUGGAUAGAGAGGCACAGGAUGAGUAUCUUCUCAAGGUUGCAGCAGUUGACGGGGCUUGGCGUGCUGAGACACCACUAACGAUUACUAUCCAGGACCAAAAUGACAAUGCACCAGAGUUUGAGCACUCAUAUUAUAGCUUUAAUUUCCCAGAGCUUCAGCGUAGCAUUGUGUUUGUGGGCCAGGUAUCAGCGGCUGAUAGGGACAAACAGGGUCCAAACUCUGUCAUCUCAUAUUCACUGCAACAUCCAUCUGAUCUGUUCACUGUUGAUCCUGCGAGUGGUGAGCUGUUCUCCAAGAGAUCUCUCCGGUAUAAACAUACAGCACUGGAGCCAUCUCCAGAGAACCAGUACAUCCUCACUGUGAUGGCUACUGACAAUGGAAAGCCACCCAUGUCCUCAGAAUGUUUGGUAACUGUCAAUGUGGUGGAUGCAAACAACAAUGCUCCAAAAUUUGAGCAGGCAGAAUACUUCACUCCGGUUCCAGAAAGUGCUGUAGCAGGACAACAGGUUAUCCGGGUGACAGCAAAGGAUGAGGCAGACUUUGGUGUGAAUGCAGAAGUGGAGUAUGUGAAAAUUGGUGGCAAUGGUUCUGAGCUGUUCAGUGUGGGGAAGACAACCGGCUGGGUGUCAGUGGCGGGUUCUUCCCUCGCUGGCAGGCUGCUGGAGACAUACACCUUAGUUGUGAGGGCAGUAGACAAGGGUGUCCCACCCCAGAGUGAUCAGGCUGUCAUCACACUUGUCAUAACAGGGGAGAAUCGAUACAGUCCCGUGUUCACAACCCUCAGCUACCAGGUAAUUGUUCCAGAAAAUGAACCGCUUGGAGCCACUAUCGUUACCAUGACUGCUGCAGAUGGUGAUGAAGGGCCAAAUGGCAUCGUGCGAUAUUCAAUCUCAAGUGGCAACGAAAGAGAAGAAUUCCAUGUGGAGCCUGCCACCGGUGCCAUCACUAUUCACCAACCAUUGGACUAUGAUACAGUUCCAGAAUAUCGCCUCAACAUCACUGCUUCUGACUUAGGCUUUGAACCACGUCAUGCAAUAGCUAUGCUCACCAUCACCCUCACAGAUAUUAAUGACAAUGCCCCUGUUUUCAACCAAACAUCAUAUGAGGCAUUCUUACCAGAAAAUUCUCCACCACACUCAACAGUUUAUCGUGUACAAGCACAUGAUAUUGAUUCAGCCAAAAAUGCUAUAAUUCAGUACUCCAUUGUAGGUGGAAGUGGUAAAGAUGUCUUUACAAUCGAGCCAAAAACAGGUGCGAUCUUGUCCAAGACGAGUUUUGAUUAUGAAGAGCAAAAUGUGUACAUUGUUGAUAUAUUGGCUGCCAAUCCAGAUUCACCCAUGUAUGGCUCAACGAAGGUUGUUGUUCACAUCACUGGAAAGAAUGAGUUCUAUCCAAGAUUCAUGCAGCCAGUUUUCCAUUUUGACGUAUCUGAGUCUGCUGAGGUUGGCACCAGUGUCGGUAUGAUUCAAGCUACAGAUCAAGAUGCCGGAUAUGAUGGUGUAGUGUUUUACUUAUUUGUUGGUUCCAGCAAUGAUCGUGGCUUCAGCAUAGGAGCAGAAACAGGCGUGAUCAAGGUAUCACGAAGAUUGGACAGAGAAACUCAAAAUCGCGUAGUGCUGACCGUGAUGGCAAAGAAUGCUGGUGGUAUAAGGGGUAACGAUACAGAUGAGGCCCAGGUAAUAGUGUCAAUUCAGGAUGGGAAUGAUCCUCCAGAGUUUCAGGAAGCUGUGUAUGAUGCUGUGGUGUCUGAAGGUGCUUCACCAGGCACCAAAGUCAUCACUGUGAAAGCAGUUGAUAAGGAUGUAAGACCACAGAACAACCAGUUUUCAUAUUCUAUCAUUGGUGGAAACCAGGGACAUGUAUUCAAAGUUGAUCCAGCAACUGGUGAUGUUGAAACCACUCUGCAACUAGACAGAGAGACUGUUCCUGCAUACACUCUGACCCUGGGAGCUAUUGACACAGGUUCGCCACCACAGACUGGGACAACUACUGUCAGAAUUGCUGUGCAGGAUAUUAAUGACAAUGGCCCUUUGUUUGAUCCACCUGAAGUGAUAGGUUAUGUGACAGAAAAUGAACCGCCCAACACCAGUGUAAUGACUUUGAGUGCAACAGACCCUGAUCUGCCACCAAAUGGGGCACCUUUCACAUACCAGCUUGUUGGAGGGCGCCAGAAAGACUUGGUGAUUGUGGAGAAGCAAAGUGGUGUUAUCAAGACAACAAGAAGUAUUGAUCGAGAAACAACGCCCAGGCUUGACAUACUGGUUGAAGUAGAGGACAGUGGCGAACCUCGCAUGAAGUCACAGCAUCCUGUCACCAUCUUGGUGAUGGACCAGAAUGACAGCCCUUCCACACCUCGAGCCGUCCGUGUCCUAGUCCACACUUUCAACGAUGCGUUUCCAAUAGGGAAGAUAGCUGACGUUCAUCCAAAUGAUGCCGAUACUUCGGGUGAAUACCACUGCAAGAUUCUGUCUAGUACUCCACCGCCUAGAGGCAUCCUCACAAUCCCGUCUGGUUGUGACCUUCACACUUCCAAGGUUACACCAGGAUCUGGACAUUCCCUGAGCAUAUCUGGGAAUGAUGGGAGGCAUCCAGAUGUGGUCUCUACUGUAACUGUAGAGUUUAUUUCCUUUGACAACUCUACAGUUGAACACAGUGUGACUCUUCGAUUGGAGAAUAUAACUGCUUCUAAGUUCCUGACCCAUUUCUACAAGGGCCUUCUUGAUGUGCUCAAAUCUACAUUUGGGCCUGGUGAUACUGUAUAUUUGUACAGCCUACAUGAAGCUGACAGUGGGCUGGAGUUAUCAGUAGCUGCACAGAGUCCUAAAGGCUAUCGUAGUAAGGCUCAGCUGUUGGAAAUGCUUGGUAAGAAAAGAGCCACUAUGCAGCAUCUUCUUCAGUCUGCUGCCAUCACUGUUGGUUUCACGCCGUGCCAGAAACUGACCUGUGAGAAUGGAGGUCAGUGUAGUGAUGGGAUUCUUGUGCAUAGUGAGACCAGAAUCACUGACAGCCAGACAGUUGUGUUCACAUCUCCCAUGGUGAGCCAUGACUUCAUGUGCCGCUGUACAGAUGGAUUUGUGGGGAAACGGUGUGACAGAAGGCAAGACCCAUGCUCUCCAAAUCCUUGUAGAGCUAAUGGAACUUGUAGACGCCAAGGAUUUGAUUUCCAAUGUGUUUGUCCACCUCUUCGGGAAGGAAAACUUUGUGAGCUGGAACGUGGUGAUGUUUGUGAUGGGAACCCAUGCUUGAAUGGUGGUUCUUGCCGCGAGAGUCCUGAUGGCUCGAGCUUCUUCUGUCUCUGCCGGCCUGGAUACCGAGGGAACCAGUGCGAAGCUUCAGCUGAUUCCUGCAGACCAAACCCAUGUCUGCAUGGUGGUUUGUGCAUCAGCUUGAAACCAGGAUACCGUUGCAGCUGCCCUGAAGCCAGAUAUGGCCGUCACUGUGAAAGGUCAACUUUUGGAUUCAAUGAACUUUCAUUUAUGACCUUCCCAUCCCUGGAUGCUGGUACAAAUGACAUUUCUGUGGUGUUCGCAACAACGAAGCUGGAUGCAUUGCUGGUGUACAACUUCGGAGCUCAGACAGGUGGGAGGUCAGACUUCGUGGCCCUUGAGCUUGUUGCUGGCCAUGCAGUGUUCUCAUAUGGUGCAGCUCGCACUGCAAUCACUUCUGUGAUGGUGAACGGCGGCUCGUUGGCUGAUGGUGAGUGGCAUAAGGUGACUGCAACCCGCAAUGGACGUGUUGUGUCGCUGAGUGUGGCAUCCUGCACAGAGCACGGAGAUGUCUGCAAGGAGUGUCGGCCUGGGGAUGCUUCAUGCUAUGCUGAUGAUGUUGGACCAGCAGGGACACUCAAUUUCAACAACCAGCCAAUGUGGGUUGGAGGUCUUGCCUCUGCAGAUGCGAUCCUUGAGCGACCUGGGCAGGUUCACUCUGAUGACUUAGUGGGCUGUGUGCAUAGUGUCUCAGUGAAUGGAAGAGCUUUGAAUUUGAGCAAUCCUCUACGUUCCCGGGAAGUCGACCCAACCUGUGGUAGAUCCACUGGUCGCAGUCCAUGCUCUGCACCUGAGAACACAGUGCUAGAAAUAGCUCCAUGUGGGCCCAUGGGUUCCUGUCUGGACCGCUGGAAAACCGUUGCUUGUGUCUGCCCCAGUAUUGGGCCACGAUCCAAUGGACGCCUUGUGGCACCUGAUUGUCGUGAAUCUCUCCAGCCUAUAAGCCUUGCAGAAGGAGCAUUUCUUGAGUAUCGAGUUUCAGACAAACAUCGACGUAUGCAGUUAUUAGAGUCAAUUUAUCAGGGAUCUACAUUAUGGAGAGAAGUUCUGCCAGGGAAAUCCAAGAACACUCAGAGUUCACCACCUGCUAAGAGUCUCAGUAUUAUGUUCAGGACAGUGCAAGCUGAUGGAUUGCUUGUCUAUACUGCCACUAAUAAUGACUUCACAUCUUUAGAGCUUCGAGGUGGAAAGUUGGUGUACGUGUCACGACUGGGGGCCACACGGACACCAGUCAAUAUGACUGUGACACCACCAUCUGACAAAACUAACAGUGGUGGAUUGGCUGAUGGGAAUUGGCACAAUGUAACUCUAACUUCUCACAACCGUGGGCUCCGACUUCUACUUGAUGGUGUUCGAGUUGGAGAUGAACUGGAUCUAGCUGGAGUACACGACUUCCUAGAUCCGUACCUCACUGUUGUCUUCUUAGGAGGGAUAAAGAGGGAACUAUUUACUAUCCAGGAUUCAGCUCCAGUCUUAUUUGAAGGCUGCAUUGCCAACUUCAGCAUUAACGAUGAAGUACAGCCAUUCAAUGGGUCUGGCAGUAUCCUGUCAGAGGUACUGCAGUAUGGAAAGAUCAGCACAGGCUGUUCUGGCUCUGUGGGAGGUGUGAGCGCUGCUGCAGCCCCGGAUCCUCUCAGCAUAGGGAUCACUCUUGUCAUCGUAUUCUUUGUCAUCCUCCUGGUUGCCAUACUUGUCAGUUUUGUUGUCUUCCGACUGCGACGACAGAAGAAAGAGAAAGGCGAUGGUCCAGGGGGUAGUCCAGGUGCUGCAAAACAGAAUGGAAAUAUGACUCUAGUAGCCGGUGGCGGUGUUAAUGUUUCUAAUGGUGGGGGUGAUUCUCGUGAAGGUCCACCUAGUUUCCUGUCAGAGACCAGUGAUGUUCUGAGGGGUGGCCAUCAUCUUGUUGCACCAGAGCUGAUAUCUAAGAAAUACAAAGAACGAGAAAUUGUUGGUACGGAAAUGAGGCCUCAGAGACCUGAUAUAAUAGAAAGGGAAGUUGUAAGCAAGUCCCUACCACAGCACCCCCCUCUCCCACCUCCUGGCACUGCGUCACAGAGUCAAGGACAGCCUCACCACCCACAUGAGCAGACCCAACCUUCUAGUGGAGGUGUAGACUUAGAGGUACCAGAACAUUAUGACCUGGAGAAUGCAAGUUCCAUAGCACCCUCUGACAUAGACAUUGUAUACCAUUAUAAGGGUUACCGUGAAGGGGGCAACGUUAGGAAGUAUAAAGCUACACCGCCUCAUCUACCACCCAGUGCUGGAGGUAGUGGUGGUGGGGGUGGUGGAGGAGGUCCAGUGGCAAGUUACCAUCACAAGCACCAAGCAUCGGCACAGCAACAGCAGCAUCGGCACUCGCCACAUCACUUCCCACCAGGAACACGGUCAGUUGUACCACCACCUCCAGCCUCCAGGGUAGAUUCUCCACCAAGUACUGGUGCUGGAGGCAGCUCUAGUGGAGGUGGGAAACUGCUUCAGAGCACUCCCUUAGCACGCCUCAGCCCCAGCUCAGAGCUGUCAGCUCAGCAGACUCCAAGGAUCCUGACACUGCAGGAUAUCAGUGGGAAGCCACUGCAGUCAGCCCUUCUGGCCACCACAUCAUCUUCUGGUGGGAAGGAUGCCAGCGAGAGGAGCCUCAAUAGCCCAGUCAUGAGCCAGCUGAGUGGGCAGAGCUCAGCGGCAAGUCGUAAGGCAGGCCCUGGUGGAGGUGUCGGUGCUGGUGAUGGGGGAUCUGGCGGGGCAGUGGGACUCACUGCAGAGGAGAUAGAGCGACUCAAUUCCCGGCCACGAACAUCCAGCCUUGUCAGUACCUUGGAUGCUGUUUCCAGCUCCAGCGAAGCUCCACGUGGACGAAGGUUACUGGAAUCAGGGGCUGGACCUCCGCCGCCAGUUGUCCAUCAUCUCAACCACCUGCACCAUACUGCUGCAAGUGCAGAUCCACUUCUGGAGAACCACAGCUCAACCACAACAGAUGAGAGUGGAAAUGACUCUUUUACCUGCUCUGAGUUCGAGUACGAUAACAACACAAACUCGGAGAACACAAGUAAUGCCAAACGUGGCGAAGCCAUGUUUGGUGCCUCAGGGAAACUGCCUCUAACAGAGGCAGACAAUGAAGAGAGACGGGGUGCAGAGAGUGGGGGUGCAACUGGAAGUGGAAGCAAACCUCCCAUACCACCUGUACCUACAUCCUAUGACGGUUUUGAUUCCUCAUUCCGUGGCUCCCUAAGCACCCUUGUCGCAUCGGAUGACGACCUCUCAACGCAUAUGGGAGCACCAAUCUACAGGCCCCACAAUGGUUCUCCAUCGGCAGGAGCAGCCAUUGGUUGGGAUUAUGUCUUAAAUUGGGGGCCCAAUUUUGAAAGUCUUGUGGGUGUCUUCAAGGACAUUGCAGAGCUUCCAGACUCAGUGAACAGCCGUGUGGCUGCAUCUCUAAGACUUCCAAGCAGUGCUCCCAAACCAUCAGAAGAAUAUGUGUGACAAAAGACACACCAUUAGGUGAAUGGACGUCAGAUCUGUUUAUGUUAUUGCUUUCUUCUCAUCCUUAGGGAACAUAAUAAAUGUAGGAAUUUCUUCAAACAUUGAAUUUCUUUUUAUAUGAUCAGUUCAAAAACAUGAAGUUAUUUCCUAUCAUGAAUAUUUGAAGAUACAUGACAGACAAACGUACUUAGGAAAGAACUGUUUUGAAGAAUUUGGUAAGAAAAUUUUUUCCUUAAAUUAUUUGUUUGGUCUUUAUACUUACAACUCACGGUUGAUGAAGUACUAUGCUCUUUUAUAAGCCAUGAAAGCUAGAAUUGGAAUACAGCAUUUGGAUGAGCAGAUCUCAUGCCCAGUCUCAUGUUUACAAAUUCUUGCCAAUCUGUUAAUGAUGCACCAAAGUCUUCCACUACUUUUAUCUAUGUCAAGAAAUAAAUUCAAAGUGAACAGAAACUCACAUUGUAUUAUACGUGAAGUCGUUGCAGAUGUUUUGUGAAGUGCCCAGUAUGUGUUUGUUAUGUGUGAUUGUGCUCACAGACCUGAGGAGUGUGUCAAGAUGCAUCUGUCUUCAGAAUUCAAGAAGGUGGUAAAGAAUUUAUGCAACGAUUUUUUGAGUGGAGCUUUACACUUGCUUAAGUAUCUGCAACUUGAUCAUUAAACUUUUAGUUAUUGCAGAUCUUAUAAAAUUGUGGAGUAUGCUUUAAGUCACUAAUACCGUCAUCUUACAUUAAGUGGCAUACCAUUCACAAGUGGUAGAACAAUGGCAACUGUUUCAAAACCGGUGGAAUUGGCAGACAGCAUCCAAAACUAUUUCCAUGAUUUUGUAUGCUGUGUACCAAAAUGCCUUCCAAAGAGAUACUGUGACAAGUGAAGGAAACAAACAGUUUUGGAAUGCAAAGACAUAUUUACCUAAUAAUAAGUUGUCAACUUUGAAACUAAUGAAAUCCUGUUGACUAUGAGCCAUUGGGCUGUAACCACACUGAGCUUUAUCUUCUAGACAUAAUAUUAUCAGAGUAUAGGUUACUUAUCUAUGAAUGCUGUUACUGAGGAUUGCAAAGGGAUAUAAUCUUACCUGCAUGACAGCCACAUCUUCCAUUCAGGAACUUUAUUAAGAAUAAAUGACUGUGAUUGGUUACACUAUAUUAAAAAUAUAUCCAGUGAAAACCAUUGUGAAACGUAAUUGCUUGCAGUGGGUUUGUACUGCUCACAGCAGUGUCUGUGAAGAGUGCAGUCUCCUGGGGUGUAAUGCCUUGUGUUCUGGUAGAAGUUUGAGAAGAACAUACUGCAAUGAGGAAGCAUGGUGUCACUGUAUUUGCUUGCAUGGCUUACUCUUUGACUCUGAAGAUUGAGGCAGUAUGUUCCUCCAAAACAUCAAUAAUCUUCUACCAGACUGCAUGGUGUGUCAUCCCAGCAGAUAGUACUCUUCAGAAUUUUAUAGAUUGACAGUGCACUAAGUGAGGUGUCCCUGUACUCUGUUUUACUGUUUUGCUUUCCGGUUGUCAUCAUAUGUAGAGAUUUGGAAGCAUUCAGAUUGUAACGGUAUAGAUUUGACUUGCAGAUUUAGAAAUGUAUGUUAUACUUGUAUUAUAUAUGAGAGUAUAUUAUAUUAUUUUAAUGGUACACUGUUUUGCACAAAUUUACUGUUUGACAUACAGGAAAAUAUUUUAAAUCUUUUGAACAGAUAAUACAACAAAUCAUUCAGUUAAGAUAAAAAUAUUGCUACUUUUAUAUAAUAUGUUUUCAAAUAUGUUUUUAAAAUUCAGAUAAAUUUAAAGUGUAACUUGUAUGAUUUAAUAAAUGGUUUUCUAUCUUACUCAGACCCUAUGUCUACCUAAGACAUGUCUUAGCACAGGGGAUUAUCAGAUGCCAAGAUCUCUGUUCAUGAAGCCCAGGGUUGUUGGUUUCACCCUAUCAUCACUGGGUCACUUCAUGAAACACCUGUGUGUGUGUGGCUGGCCCAUCACAACCAAUACAUGCCUUCUGGGUAAUAUAAACAGCCUAUUGGAGAAUAUUUUUAAACUACUGUAAACACAAUGGAAAACUAAGUUCUCAACAUUUACUGUCUAUAAGAUAGAGCUCAGUGCAUUCAGUUAAACACUCUGAGUACUUAAUCAUCCGUAAAGACUAUUUAUCAGGGAUUUAUGUGUCGUGCUAACAUAAUGUAAAUGAGCCAUUCAUAAGAGCCUUUCUGUAUUAAAAUGCCUUAAUACCUCUACAUACAUUUUAGUACAUUUUGUAUCUAUUUUCUCAUCAAAGUCAGAAAUUAUGUAACCAUUUAAAUACACAUUUUCUUCUGCUGGUAUAAAGAUUACUCUUCAAGAGAAAAUCCUUCUCAUUACAUCACUAUAUAAAACAGUGUGGUUAUUUCCCACAUUCCAAGAGCUUUAAUUAAUGCCAACUGAAUUGGCUUGUGUAAGAACAUUAAAUCAUUACAUUCUUCUUAGCUUCUGGUUAUCCUUGUUAAGAGUUAAAUUGUACAGUACUACGUUCUCAUAGUAAGUGCUUCAAGUUUUAGAAGCUACCUGUCAUACAUUUUUCUAGUUAAAAACAUUUAAUUCUGCUAUGCAUCACCAAAAGAACUAUACAGAAAUUGUCAGUAGCAUAGCUUAGUGAGGUAUGGGAGUGAAAUAAAUAGUAAUUUUGAAAGUCCAGUGAUGAACUUUGUAUUUUUUUUUCAGUUCCAAUGUAUUUCACAUAUUGUUAAAAAUUAUUUGCAUUUGGCACCAUAUGGAAAACAAGUUGUCAUGAUAUGCCCUGUAUUAAAAUUACCGUGAGACAAUGCAAGGUCUAAACUAAUAGCUAAACAAAUUCUAUAAUGGGAAAAAUUCCCAUAUUAUUCAGACACUGUAGAUAGUCAACUAAACACUUCAAAUUUUUAGUUAAAGGAUAUUGUUAGCAGUUACUUAUAAACAUAAAAGGUAUCUUUGCAGAAAUAUUACUAGUAGACUAUUCUUUUAGUAUACUGUUCAGGCUCAGUAAACAUGUUAGCUUCAGUAAUCCUGUAUGUACAAAUAACUCUUAGUUUUACAAUUCUGGCAAAGAAAUUCUGUUCUGUCUUUUAGGCUGAAUAUUCAUUAAAUUUAUUAACAUUAUUAAAAUUCAGUUAAAGUAUGUUAUCCGUGUCUUGUAAUAUAGAAAAAAUAUCCCAACAUUAUGAGCUAGGCUCAUUUUAGUCACUUUGGCCAGAAGGGAACAAAGGAAGGUUCACAAUAUCUUGUGUCAUGCAUAAAAUUCAGUGAUGAACUUCUAGAGAUGCGAAGCUCUUCUGGAGAAAACACUCUAAAGAACUAUGAUUUUUCAAUAUACUGGGAAAAAAAUAUUUUUGAGAUAACAUGAACAGAAUAAAUAGGAAAUAAUAUAAUCUCAUUUUAGUUACCAGGCUUUUAAAAUUAUAUUCCAGUAUAAACUAUGUUGAUUCUGACUUUUGCUUUCACUGUGAACUCUUCUUUUUGUCAGCCUUCAGCUUCCAAUAACAUUACCUAUAAGGGUAUAAAAGCACCCUUUCCACAAAGGAUUCCAUUCUGAUGUUGCUGAAUAAAACUGAAGAGAAAAAAAUAAAUCAGCUGCUUAGCAUAAGGCAGCACUCUUUGAUAGCUUCUUUCUUUUGUCUUUACCCCCAGUCCUCAAAUUGCUAUGCUGCUGAAAGUCAUUCAUGAGGUUACAAUUUCAAAUAGAAUCCACGUAAUGGAUUUGUAUAUCUGUCUUUUCUUUUCACUUCUGUUUAAAGAGUUUAUAAGACUAUAUGCUCAAUUAUUUGCCACAUAGCUUUGGUACAAAUUAACAGAGUAUUUGUUGCCAUAUUAUAAUGAUGCUGUCUUGUUCAUAAGAAUGUGCUGGCAAUGAAACCGACAUCUUGUACAUAUAAUUUGUAUAAUUUUUUUAAACUGACAUUAUUUUUAUGUACUGUAUGCAUGCAUGAUUUUUUUAUAGAAUGUGCAUAUAAUGUGAAAAUGGAAGUAUAAGGUUUCAAUGUUGUUUUUAGCCAUAAGCGGUAGUGCCAAAUUUAUAUUCCAAUUUUGUACAUAAAUGUAUUAGACAUACGGACUUUGUAAUAAUAAUAUUAUCAUGAAACAUCA